Molecule: messenger RNA, 432 nt
Organism: Knipowitschia caucasica
Lineage: Eukaryota; Metazoa; Chordata; Actinopteri; Gobiiformes; Gobiidae
Source: the annotation of a GenBank genome assembly
AUGUUUGCGUCCUCCUCUUCAUCUUCAUCACGUGGUGGUUGUUACCUGCGGAUACCUGGCGCGCGCACGACGUGGGCAAGUCCAAACUGCGGCACCAACCCGCUCUGCAGUCUCCUGCCGAGGACCUGCUGCACCAUGAGCAAAUCCAGCACUUUAAGAGUCAAGAACUUAUUUAAAUCCAAGUCUCUGGAUAAAGAGAGCAAGGAUGCAAAGAAGGCAGCGAGUAAGGAUGGGGUCUUCAGCAGCCCCGUGCCCCCCGUGUCCCUCCCCACGGGCCCCGGGGACCUCAGCACCCUGCCUGUGUCCCCCAGAGAGAAGAAGAGCAAAGGCAUGUUCUCUCUGAAACUCAAGAGGAAAAAGUCCAAGCAGAAAGCAGAGGAUGUGUUCUUCAUGGACUCAGGAGAGGACAGCUUCAGCCCUGGACACAUGUAA